UGUUUGCUGUUAGUUUUGUUUGCCUGAUUUCAUUUUGAUUUUGGGGAAAUGGUAACGUAAAUAUGCAAUUAGAGUUAUAAAACAGUAUAGUUUAGGCAUAACUUAGAGUCGAACUAAGCAGGCAAAAUCAAAAACAUAAAUACGAGUGACAAUUUUAUAUUUUUUUAAUGUGGAAAAUAUCUUUAUUUCUUAUCCUAAUUGGCACCACCUUGUCUGGCUGCCAGCCAAAUUCAUUUCUUAAUGAAAUGGAAUGUGCAGAUUGUAGUGAAGUUAACAAAAAAUGUAUGGUCUACCAAUCCGGAUGGAGUUGCAAUUAUGAAUUUGAUGAGAAACGACUUAUGAAUUCGUCAGAGGCCCUUGGGGCAUCUCAUUUGGGUGUGUGCUUGCCGAAAGGUGUAGGUUUCGCCAAGGAAAAGGCAAUUUUUGGGUUUUGCUGCUUUUGGUCGCCAGAAAUGGGCUGCCAAAAAUUGAGGCGAAAAGCAAUUGAGAUUGGGAGUGGGGGUCACGAUGAAUGCUAUCAAUGUUCCCGGAGCACCUGGUCGUCACUGAUGGACAGUGAAACCUGUCCAUGUGGAAAGUGGUUAUUUGACUUCACAUUGGACAAAGCAUCUAGUCUUAAAGGCCAUCGACUCACAGAGCAGAUACUCAAAGUCCUAUUUUUUCUGCUGCUUAGAUUUCAUCAAUCUUGUUAACUCCGUCCCACUUUAAUUUCCAAAAUUUGUACUCGUAAAUUUUCAUUGAACCCUUUCUAAAUAUAAACAAAUUGUUUGAA
Messenger RNA from Drosophila ananassae, 772 nucleotides. RefSeq lists its product as uncharacterized. The record is from RefSeq and is a predicted model, not a curated record. Lineage: Eukaryota; Metazoa; Arthropoda; Insecta; Diptera; Drosophilidae. The transcript has 2 exons. Bases 168 to 692 code for a protein of 174 amino acids.